This is a messenger RNA of Carassius gibelio (silver crucian carp), 6364 nucleotides long. RefSeq names its product BR serine/threonine kinase 1a (gene brsk1a). Gene Ontology annotation, biological process: protein phosphorylation; intracellular signal transduction; microtubule cytoskeleton organization. The transcript is spliced from 19 exons. NCBI's taxonomy places the organism in Eukaryota, Metazoa, Chordata, Actinopteri, Cypriniformes, Cyprinidae. The record is from RefSeq and is a predicted model, not a curated record. Gene Ontology annotation, cellular component: cytoplasm. Gene Ontology annotation, molecular function: tau-protein kinase activity; protein serine/threonine kinase activity; ATP binding. Bases 906 to 3419 code for a protein of 837 amino acids.
GGUGCAGUGGGAGUGUGUUUGUGAGGGAGGGUUGAUGAUGAUGAGGAGGAGGGUGUGGGACCCGGAUGUUGAUGCGAGGAACCAGAACGGAGAAAAUAACGCAAAUAAACGGUCAAGACAGGCAAAAUAUCAGCGAUCAGAGCGCAACAUAUCGGUCACCAUCAAAAACAUCUUCCUCAAAAAGUGUUCAGCGGAUGAGAGCGUGCGUGCGCGCGACCCGCGAGAGAGGACACACGGCGGAGACGCGAACGAUGAGGAUGCUGCGGUCCGUGCGGCAGGAUGGAGCUCAGCAUCAGCAUCAGCAGCAGAGAUGAAACAGAUCUGCCAGAUCCGCUGCAGUGAUGCGAGAGGACGCAGAGCGACCUGGAUCUCCUUACAGUCACAUACGCCAUCGGACUGCUCUUUUAGCUUGUCUUGCUGAAUGUGAAACGCGAAUAGAUUUACCUGUUUGUUUGUUUAUUAUUCAACUGUAAGAUUCGGGCUCCUUUAUUCUGGCUCCUUUAGGCCUAGCACAAGUGUACUGAAGGCUCUUAAUAUUUCACAGUUAGGAGGAGUUUCUAAAUGGUGUUUUUGAGAUGAGGUGAUGGCCAGCUGGUAGAUGCAUCUAGAAACAGGAGCUUAGUAACAGGACCUGGCUUUCUGUAAUGACAUGUACUGGGAACAAAAAGUCUGAUCGAUUGAGAAGGGUGACUUUAAUUGGUAAAGCUAUGAAUUAGACUCAAAUAGAUUUGAAACAAUAAACAGGCCCAUAUGACAGAUUCUAGGGAACCCCGAGCUCAGCAUGGAUAUAUUGCCGGGUUGUUGCAGACCCUUGGGAGACUAUUUUAGAAAAACUCAACUCAGAAACGAUACGCUGUGAAAAUAUUGCAUGCAGUAGCAGGUUUAACAGGAGCCAGGCCGCCACUAUGUCUAAGGAACUGUCAGUGACCCAGGCAGCUCAGUAUGUGGGGCCGUAUAGACUAGAGAAGACUCUCGGGAAAGGCCAGACAGGUCUGGUGAAGCUCGGGAUUCACUGCAUCACUGGUCAAAAAGUAGCCAUCAAAAUAGUCAACAGAGAAAAACUCUCCGAAUCUGUGUUGAUGAAGGUGGAGAGAGAAAUUGCUAUUUUAAAACUGAUUGAACAUCCACAUGUGUUGAAACUCCAUGAUGUUUAUGAGAAUAACAAAUACCUAUAUUUGGUACUGGAGCAUGUUUCAGGAGGAGAGCUGUUUGACUAUUUGGUGAAGAAAGGCAGACUGACGCCUAAAGAGGCACGAAAGUUCUUCAGACAAAUCAUAUCUGCUUUGGACUUCUGUCAUAGUCACUCUAUAUGUCAUAGAGACCUGAAGCCAGAAAACCUCCUGCUGGAUGAGAGGAACAAUAUCAGGAUUGCAGACUUUGGCAUGGCCUCACUACAGGUGGGAGACAGUAUGCUAGAGACAAGCUGUGGAUCUCCUCAUUAUGCAUGUCCAGAGGUUAUCAGGGGUGAGAAAUAUGAUGGUCGACGGGCUGAUGUUUGGAGCUGUGGAGUCAUUCUCUUCGCUCUGCUAGUGGGCGCGCUGCCCUUCGACCACGAUAACCUGCGGCAGCUGUUGGAGAAGGUGAAGAGUGGAGUGUUCCACAUGCCCCAUUUCAUCCCACCCGAGUGCCAGGCUCUGCUGCGGGGCAUGAUCGAGGUCAACCCUGAAAAAAGAGUCACGCUAGAGGCCAUCCAGAAACACGCUUGGUAUCAAGCUGGGCGCAGUGAGCCGUGUCUGGAGCUGCCGCCCCCGAGGCGCGUGAGCAUGGGACGGAUCAUGUCUCUGACAGAGCUGGACCCAGAUGUGCUGGACAGCAUGUAUUCUCUGGGCUGUUUCAGGGACCGCGUUAAACUGGCCCAGGACCUGCAGUGUGAAGAAGAUAACCAAGAGAAGAUGAUCUACUAUCUCCUGUUAGACCGUAAAGAGCGCUAUCCUAGCCAUGAGGAUGAGGAUCUUCCUCCCAGAAAUGACAUUGACCCUCCACGGAAGCGUGUAGACUCACCGAUGUUGACCCGUCACGGCCGCUGCCGGCCAGAGAGGAAGAGUCUGGAGGUGCUGAGUGUGACGGAGCAGGGCUCUCCCACACCCCCACGCAGAGCACUGGACACCUCACACAGCCAAAGAUCUCGAUCUGUAAGUGGAGCAUCAACAGGCCUCUCGUCUAGUCCUCUAAGUAGUCCCAGGAGCCCUGUCUUUACCUUCAGCAAGGCGGAGGUAGUUGCCGCCACCAAAGCAGGAAGCGGCAGCACCUCUGCUCGUCCCAACCGAUCGCAUGAACCCAAAACGCAAACGCUUCCAUCUAAAAAUGCACCCGAACGCCCCCAACUCCAGUCCAUGAAGUCCCUCCCCCUGCCCUCCUCCUCCCGCUCUCCAUCCCCUUCUCCCCUCUUGUCACCCAUUCCCCGUUUCCUCUUCUUUCCUUCUCCAUCUGCGGUGCUGAAGUCGGUGACUAAAAGCCUGUAUCCCAUGUCUCAGGUCACCCCUCAGGGCUCUCCCCUGCCUACCCCGCUGGGUACCCCUGUGCAUCACCCCCACCCCCCCACCGCUACCCCACCCUCUUCCUCCUCUUCCUCUUCUUCCUCCCGAGCCGAGGGAGGAAGUGUGGGCGUGGGCUCACUCUCCUUGACCCCACCCUCUAGUCCAGGGGGAGGAGCCAGCAUGGCUGCCAGUAGCUCCGCCCACUGGAGGACACGCCUCAACUCGUUAAAGAACAACCUGUUGGGGUCGCCGCGGUUCCACCGCCGCAAGCUGCAGGUGCCAGCCUCAGAAGACAUGUCCAGUUUAACACCAGAAUCAAGCCCAGAGCUGGCUAAAAGGUCCUGGUUUGGGAAUUUCAUCAGUCUGGAGAAAGAAGAGCAGAUUUUUUUGGUCAUCAGAGACAAACCUCUUAGCUCUAUUAAAGCGGAUAUCGUCCAUGCCUUCCUCUCUAUUCCCUCCCUCAGUCACAGCGUAAUCUCUCAGACCAGUUUCCGAGCAGAGUAUAAGUCAUCUGGAGGUGCGUCUGUCUUCCAGAAACCCGUCAGAUUCCAUGUAGACAUUUCCUUUUCUGAGGGGGAACGAGAGCGAGAGCGGGAGCGGGAGCGGGAGAGAGACAGGGAUGGACAGAAGGAUUACGGAAUCUACAGUGUAACGUUCAGCCUCAUAUCAGGCCCAAGUCGCAGAUUUAGACGAGUUGUUGAAACAAUUCAAGCCCAGUUGCUCGGUGCUCAUGAUCAGCCCAUGGUGCAAACUCUUUCAGAUGAGAAGAACAGUCGCCCUCCUAGAACACCAACUAGACAGAACUCUCGGCGCUCAGAGGGCGGAGCCGACCGCUGCGAGUGGGUGGAGCGUGGAGAGGGCGGGGUUUUACUCCAGCGCAGGGGGUCGGGCAGAGAAAGAACCCGCCUACUUUCCUCCAGUGGAACACAAUCACAGCCCUGAGCUGGAAAUAUUGUGAAUAAUCAGCAAUCCAUCAAGACGAUAGCCAUGAUGUGAGACUAAACUAAACGUUCCUUCUCCCCUUGUCACCUCAGAACAUCAUGAUGGUAAAAUGUGUAUUUAAAGGAGCUUUUUGAAAGUCUAAUACUGAUAUGAAACCAAAUACUGAUAGACAUUGUGCAAGAACAUGGGAUGCAACGAAGCAAGAACCGCCUCCAUUUUAUGAUAAUACAACAAGGAACACCUCCAACCUUUCUUCUGAAACGUAUUUAAUUUGUCAUCCCGGACAAUGCUUUGAAUCGUGCUGUAUGUUCUCUCAUGUGAUUUGGAUGUAAAUGUGCAGAACUUGAGUUGAUAAUGACAUUCAUGAAAGGAAAGGUUUCAGUUGGGGGUAGCACACCAUCUGUUCCACAUGCCUGGUCUCAGCGAUCCAGUAAUUAUAGCAACAGAGUCUGAAUUUGUAUCCUCCGAAAAUCAUGUUUUAAAGAAAAUAUCUAGAGAUCCAGAUCCAGAAGCUAUUAGCACCAAGAGUCUGCUCAGACGUAUGCAAUAAAAAUCAAUAAGCUACAAAAGAUUCAGUUUAACAAAGCUGCACAUGCUGAAUCUUUUAAAACAUGAUUACCUCGUUGAGCGGACAGACUCAUGAUGAUUUUAUGACCGUAAAUAAAUUGCUCACCAGCCCUGCUUUAUUAGCUAUACACAACUUCAUUUUCACGCUCCAUAGAAAUGCUGCAUGCUAAAUAACGUCCAGCGUCAACCCCAAUGACUGAUCCUGAUUGUAAAACAUUGCUGCGUGCGUUUACACAUCCAAAUCUGGCCUCGAUUCACUCUUUUGGCAAGAGUUCAAAUAUAAAGUUUCCUUUUUAGAUGCCAAAGGGAACGAGAAUCUUUCCAAAAUGUGAAAGGAUGUUUAUACCCGAUUCUCUGUUGCUGCAAGACGUUUGGUUGAAGCCAACCAAGUGAAUGUCAUUGACUAUUUUAUUUGUGAAUUUUAGUUUAUUGAAAACUAUUUAUUUGAACAUUACUCCCGGUGAUUGAAAAACAAUUGGCCAUUAGGUGUACAUAUCCAUAUUUAAGAAAGAAUAGAAUGUCUGAGGUACAAAACAAUACAUAUUUCGGGGGAAUUGCAACAUAAUCUACGGCAAAGGUCACUUUUCGUUUAAACAAGCAAACAUAUGCUUUUGACUUGUGUCUUAAAUAUAUUUUUAAUUUAAAUCGCUAAAUAUAUAUAUUUAAAAAAUACUCUUUAGCAUCACUGAACGGAAAUGCAAAAAUAAUUACAAGAUUUCCUGAGCCCGCCCCCAAAUCUGUCAGUCAAACAGAUAGCCACGCCCCAAACUCACACCAUUGGUUGCUUAUUAAUUCACAUUUUCCCUAUAUAAACUCUUGGUUAUUUGUAAUUUAUUUUUUAAGCAUUUGUGGUUCCAUGAAGAACUCUUAACAUCCAUGGAUCAUUCCACAAAAGGUUCUUUAGAUAAUUAAAAUGCUUUUCACACUAAGAAAAAAAAAAAGGUUCUCUAAUCACAGCAAAAACCACUUCAUUUCUGAAGAAUAAAGCUGGGAUAGAAGCAAAUAUUUCAAAUUCCCCCCCAAAAUCACACUCUUCACUUUAUGAAGAAAGCAUUAUUGUAGAAAAGAAGUCUCCCUUGCUUGUACGCCUGCACACAGUAUUACCGUAAUGACAAAAAAGAAAGACUUCCUCUGGACAUUAUCUGAUGAGGAAAAUAUGCUGUACCUUGUGACCCAAAGAGGAAACUGAAAUGGUAUUUGAAACAAAAUAAGCCAUUGUCUAGGCCACGGACCUUGCUCAUAACAUCACAAAAUAUGUACAUUCACAACAAUUUGUCUUCGGUUAUGAUUAUGAUACAGUAUACAAUAUGAAACUGGUCUCUUUGUACAGCACUGCUUUGUCAUUGGGCUUCCGUGCAGCGGUUAUGCAACCGAUCCAGCAUAAUAUAUCUGAAAGAGAGACACUCUCUCUGUAUAAAUGGCUUUUCUGCACAACAGUUGUCACGAAUCUUGUAAAUGUGAUCCAAUUUUGUGUGUCUCUGUGAAUUUUAAGUUGUGUGUCUGUGUGUCAGCUCACUCUCUUUUCCAUUUAUUUAUUGUAUGGAACUCAGUUGGGACUAAAAGGCUCAUUAUAUCAUGUGACAGAUGUACCAUCAUAUCUUAUCAUAUCUAUAAUAUACAUACAGUCUAAGCAAGGUAUGCAGUUUUGGGGAAGCACAUAAUGAUCGUUAAAAACUGACCAGUUCAAAUCUAAGGAAAGCACUCUCCAUUAAUGCUGCAAAAAUGAAUAGCAUUAUGUGUAUUAUAUUUUUUGCAUCAGGUAAUGGUUCAAAUAUGGAUGUGAACAACUGUUUGGACAUAUCAUAACUUGUAUUGUCUAAGCUGGCUAUCAGUUGGUUAACAUCAGUAUCUAAAUAUUUUUAGAAAUAACAACAGAACAAAAUGACUUACGAACAGCAUUGCCAAUGCAAUAUUGAUUUUAUUUCUUCUUCAUGUUAAGUCUGGCCAGGUUUCAUUUAUUCUUCAAUUUAUGUAUGUAUGCGUGCAAUGUGUUUCCGAACCCCUCAACAGAAUUUGAACUAUAUUAGUGUGAAUAUACUGUAUGUUGACAUCUCAUUUGCUGAGAGUGAAUGGAUCAUGAUCGUGCAUCUGGAAGUUUGUGCACAGUGUGUGUUCACAACGCACAGAGAGUCACACGGUUAUAUGGGCGAGUGCUCUGCAUGUCAGAACACAUUGUUCUUUGUUUAUCUGCUUUGAAAGUAAACAUCUGUGUGUAUGGAUGAGAAGUUAGAAUGCAUCAUGCUAUUGUGCACAUAUGUGUGUGUGUGUGUGUGUGUGUGUGUGUGGGAGAGAAGGAAUCAAAAUGGAUUCAGGAUGGUCUAUGUAAUCAGUUUGAUAGGCGUCAAUAAAAAUAACCAACAAGGUUUACAAAGUCAAAA